Saprolegnia diclina VS20 is the source of this 1323-nucleotide messenger RNA. RefSeq lists its product as hypothetical. The record is from RefSeq and is a predicted model, not a curated record. NCBI's taxonomy places the organism in Eukaryota, Oomycota, Saprolegniomycetes, Saprolegniales, Saprolegniaceae. Gene Ontology annotation, molecular function: glucose-6-phosphate dehydrogenase activity; NADP binding. Gene Ontology annotation, biological process: pentose-phosphate shunt, oxidative branch; glucose metabolic process. The transcript has 9 exons. Gene Ontology annotation, cellular component: endoplasmic reticulum. The coding region runs from base 1 to 1323 and encodes 440 amino acids.
AUGCGCUGCCUGCUCGUCGCGAUCGCUGUCGCCGCGACCUGCUGCUGGCCGAGCAGCCACGCACGCACGCAGGUCCUCGUCAUCGGCGGCACGGGCAACCUUGCCCAAAAGUACCUCUGGCCUGCGUUCGAGGCUCUCCACGCCCGCCACGACGUCGAGCUGUGGGCCGCCGGCACGGACCCGCCGGGUGUCGCUGCGCCGCGCCUCGCCUCGAUCCGACCGCCGUCGCUUCCUCUGCACUAUGCACAGCUGUCGACGGCCGCCGACUACGCGGCACUGGCCGCCCGACCCGAGUGGCAGCAGGACGCCGGCCUCGUUGUCUACCUUGCGAUCCCGCCCACAUAUUUCCAGGCGACGUGUGCGCUCAUCCAUACGUAUUUGCGCCACCCCAGUCGCCCGUGGCUGCGCGUCGUGGUCGAGAAGCCUUUCGGCCACGACUUGGCGAGCGCGCGGGCGCUGGCAGCUGCACUCGCUGUCGACUUUGACGCGUCCGAGCUGUUUCUCAUCGACCACUACCUCGGCAAGGCGAGCGUCCGCGGCCUCGACGCCUUUGUCAGCGCCAACGCCCACUGGUGGUCGCUUCCUGCCGCGACGCAUGUUGGCAUUCAUAUGCGCGAGACCGAGACGUGUGCGGGUCGGACAGGCUUUUUCAACAGCGUCGGCAUUGUGCGCGACGUGAUGGUCAACCAUUUGACCGUGCUGCUCUUGCACGCUGCGGGGGCGUCGACCGAGGACGACCGCAAGGCGCUGACGCAGUCGCUUGCACUCCAAGAGGUGGUCCAUGGACAGUACCAGUCGUACUUGGCGCACGCCAAUACGUCGCAUUCGACGACGGCCACCGCGGCCGCCGUGCAAUUCGCGCGUGCCCCGGCUACGUCCAUAGCGAUUUCAGCCGCCAAAGCGGUCGCAUACCGGUCGACAACCAUGACGUGGCACGCGCGAGGCGUGCCCAACUGCACCGUGCGCAUCGUCCUCCAGAAGGGGCGUGACGAAGGCAUUGUCAUCGACGUCUGUGCCGCCCUGUCGCCCCAGGUACAGCUCCCUACAGGCUGGGUCUGGGCGUCGUCGACGCAGCUCUCGCCGGCGUCGACGCAGCUCUCGCCGGCGUCGACGCAGCACGACUCAGCCUACACCUAUUUGGUCGAUGCAAUCUUGCGUGGGGACCGCCGGUACUUCAUGAGCGUCGGUGAUAUCCUGCACGCGUGGGCCCUCUGGAUGCCCGUCUUGGACCAGCACGCGGUGCCCCGGGUGUACACCGAUGCGACACCGGACGAUGGGUUCCUGCACCUUGCACAACGUCGCGCGUUGCACGACGACUUGUAG